Brienomyrus brachyistius is the source of this 3367-nucleotide messenger RNA. RefSeq names its product major facilitator superfamily domain containing 8 (gene mfsd8). The record is from RefSeq and is a predicted model, not a curated record. Gene Ontology annotation, molecular function: transmembrane transporter activity. Lineage: Eukaryota; Metazoa; Chordata; Actinopteri; Osteoglossiformes; Mormyridae. The transcript is spliced from 12 exons. Gene Ontology annotation, biological process: transmembrane transport. Bases 294 to 1823 code for a protein of 509 amino acids. Gene Ontology annotation, cellular component: lysosomal membrane.
CACGUGACAUGGGUAAGCUUAAUGGCGGUUUUGAAGUAAGUCUGAUUUUGUAGUUAGAAGCUUUCCUACUAGUGACGAAAUGUGCUGACUAACACCAGAGCCUUCGACAUAGCAGAGCUGUCACUCAACUAGAUAGCAGAGCUGUCAUUCAUCGACUGUAGAAAUUUCUAUUUUUUUCUUUGUAAACCGUAUGUUAUUGCACAACUUGAGCAGCAUUAUGCAGUGGGAAUCAGAUAUCCCUGAGGUGUAAGAUCUGGGUGAUUCGCAAGAGAUCAAAUUUGAUUUCAGGAAUAAUGUCUCAGUCACUGGAGUCUGACGAGAGCACACCUUUACUAAAAGGUGAUGUUGGGAGUGCUGAUAUCGCAGAAGAUUUGGCUGAGUACAGCAGCCGAUGGAAGUCUAUCCGAAUCAUGUACUUCACGAUGUUCCUUAGUAGUGUUGGAUUCUCUAUUGUAAUAACCUCAAUAUGGCCCUAUCUUCAAAAGAUAGAUGACAGUGCUAAUGCCAGUUUCCUGGGCUGGGUGGUUGCUGCUUACAGCCUGGGCCAGAUGGUGGCGUCACCUAUCUUCGGCUGGUGGUCGAAUAGAAGGCCCCGGAAAGAGCCCCUGGUGUGCUCCAUACUCAUCAACGUGGCCGCCAACCUUCUGUAUGCCUACGUGCACUUAUUCCAUUCCAACGGGAAGUACUACAUGCUUAUUUCCCGGGUCCUCGUCGGCUUUGGUGCAGGAAACGUAGCAGUUGUUAGAUCCUACGUAGCCGGAGCCACGUCCCUGAAGGAGAGGACGAGCGCCAUGGCCAACAUGAGCGCCUGCCAGGCCCUGGGCUUUAUUCUGGGCCCAGCCCUGCAGGCCGCUUUGUCCUUCAUUGGAGAAGCCGGUGUGUGCUUUAGGCCCAUCGACCUGCAGCUGAACAUGUACACGACCCCCGCUCUGCUGGCUGCCUUUUUCGGGGUCAUCAAUAUUCUAUGUGUCAUCCUCAUUCUGAGGGAGCACAGUGUGGACGACGAGGGACGACAGAUCAGCACCAUCAACUACACCUCCGAAGAGAGAGUGGAUCUGGUGACUGAAGAAGGGAGCAUCGACCAAAUCGCUGUUGUGACCUCAAACAUCCUCUUCUUCAUCAUUCUGUUCAUCUUUGCUGUUUUUGAGACGAUCGCCACACCUUUGUCCAUGGACAUGUUUGCCUGGACCAGGAGACAGGCUGUCCUCUACAAUGGCAUCAUCCUGGCCUGCAUUGGCUUUGAGUCCAUCUUGGUGUUUCUGUUAGUCAAGAUCAUAUCUGUGAGGAUUGGAGAGCGGCCAGUGCUGCUGGGUGGAUUAAUCAUAAUAUUCUGUGGGUUCUUCACCUUGCUACCCUGGGGAAACGAGUACCCUAAGAUCCAGUGGUCAGACCUCCAGAAUAGCUCCUCCCACCAGGGUCUCCCCACUCUGAGGAGAGUCUCCAACUCAUCAGAGGAUCCAAUAGGCUGCCCCCCCGAACAGACUUGGUGCCAGUUCACCCCUGCCAUUCAGCUGGCACAAUACAUCGUAGCCGAUAUCCUCAUCGGGGUGGGGUAUCCCGCCUGCAACGUCAUGUCCUACACCCUCUAUUCCAAGAUACUCGGCCCAAAGCCCCAGGGCGUCUACAUGGGCUGGCUCACUGCCUCAGGAAGUGGAGCCAGGACGCUGGGGCCUGUGUUCGUCUCCCAGUUCUACACCAGCCUGGGCCCACGCUGGGCCUUCAGCCUCAUCUGCGGCAUCGUGCUGGCAGCUACGCUGCUCCUGGCAGGCACCUACCGCCGCCUCAUCGCCUUCUCCGUCCGCUACGGGAGGAUGCGGGAAUAGCCACGCCCCGGCCGUCCCAGUGGCAUCCCCGGCCGUCCCAGUGGCAUCCCCGGCCGUCCCAGUGGCAUCCCCGGCCGUCCCAGUGGCAUCCCCGGCCGUCCCAGUGGCAUCCCCGGCCAUCCCAGUGGCAUCCCCAGCCCAGAGGCCCCUAAUGCACCGACGCCGUCCAGGACUGGGGGAUGCUCACCAGGAAGCUGAAUGUCGCACGAUAAGUUUGAAUAACGACCACUAACUUUCCCUGAGAGAUUCCUGAUUCCGCCUCAUCUUGGGUAAAUCUUGGAAGAAUCUCAACGUCAAACAUUUGACACGACAUAUUAUCUAAUGGUACUGAUGGAUCUUGUUUGAUUCUUUAAAUGUUUGGUACAGUCGGUUCUACACGACCGGCGAAAGUGUGAUUGCCUCUAUGAAGCCAGCCGAUGAUCAGUAUCUGAUAAGGGGAGCCAUCUUCACGGUUUAUACUGUGGGCGAUCCAAAGGACUGUAAUCCCUGAGGGGUUUGCUUGCUUACCUUUGCCUAGAGUGUGAUUUCACAUUCAAAACCUGAACUAAUGUAACUUUGCACAAAGUAUUAAUGGAGACCCUUCAGUAAAUACAGUACUGUGCAUGAGUCUUAGGCAGCCAAAGAAAUUGACAUUUAAAUUAUCCUUACGUUCAUGUAAGACAAUGCUAUUAUGCCUGUCAGAGUGUGUUAGCUUAGCCAUUUCAAAACCUCACCUAAAUUACUCAAUUAUUUCCAGCACCUUUGGAGUACACCCACGUGUUUUUUCACUCGACCACUAGCACACCUUGUAUAGCUAAUCAAAAUCUCAUUCUCAUAUAUAUAUAUAUCUAUAUAUAUAUAGAUAUAUAUAUCGAUAUAUAUAGAUAGAUAGAUAGAUAGAUAGAUAGAUAUAGAGAGAGAGAGAGAGAGUAUAUAUAGUGUAUAAGUGAUAUGUUUAUUUAAAAAUAUAAACAAAAAUAAGAGCUGGUGGUAAAUACAUGGAACGGCUGGGGUGUCACUGAAGAGAGGUUUAGGAUCUGAAAUGGUGUUUAUCUAGUAAUGCAGCUAGAUAUCAGUAAGUUUUUGGACAACAGAAGAAAUUCUUACUGAUUUUUAUCGUUACUCUUAAUUUGCAUAUGCUCUAAUGUUACAUUGUUUUUUUUUUGUUCUGAGAAAAACAUGCACUUACUGCCCAGAUAAACAGCUUUACACAUUUCUUUUCACUGCCUAAGCCUUUGCACAGCACUGUAUAACCAGUAAUACUGUCAAUGUAAUACAAUAAUGUCAAAGUAGGUUAAUCACUGCAACUUUUUCAGGGGCUCUAUGAAAACUUGGGAGCCCCCCCUGCUGAGAGAACGUCCUUCCCAAUGCAGGUCAUUUGGGGGCCCUGGGAAUCUGCCUGUUCUGUCUGUACAGAGCUGGCCAUGGCAACUAGACUAAAUGUAUUGCAUUGACACAUGAAUUGACAAAGGAUAUUUGAAAUUGAUAUUGUCAAGAAAAAAAUCUGCUGCUUUUGUGUUGUUUAAAAUUAAUAUAAAAUACAUCAAUAAAAUCUGUUCCUUGGU